GAAAAUUCUUGAAACGAUUAAAUGUUUUCUGAUGAUGUAUCAAAAGAACCGUUUAAAAUCAAUUACUUUCAAUGUACUAUAUUUAUCCCACACUAAGCCCGUAUUACAUAAGCUUAAAAUCCACUUUAGAACGAGUAAAGCUGACCAAGCACUUCAAAUCACGGCAACUUCGACAACUAAUGGGGUCAGACGCGGGGCUAAAAUACCUGAAAUAUGGAGAGAACUCACGAAAAUCUGGACGGCUAUUUGUUUGGGGCGAGAACCACUACGGACAGCUUGGAAUUGGUGGCCAUGGCGGAGCCUCCGGCAAAAAGGGCGGCGGCACCCACAACAGCAACGGGGACAUCGUCACCAAACCCACCUGCGUGAAGGCCUUGAAAACCCUCGGAUUAAGGAUCUGCGACGUCGCCUUCGGCAACCAAUGGGCCGUGAUGCUCACACACUCCAACGAAAUCUUUUUCACGGGUCGCAAUAUCUUUCCCGAGGAUACCCAUGUGGCCCAGCACUUUACAAGCGCUCAAGUUGAUCAGCAGCCAUGCGCCAUCAUCCGCAAGCCUUUUCGUUUGGAAGAGUUCGAUGAUUACCUCUCCAAGAACGAGGAGACGGACAACUUUAUGACAGUCCAAGCGGGCAAGGAGCACUUUGCUGUGCUGACUACCACUGGUCGUUUGAUUGGAUGCGGCUCCAAUGCCCAACUGCAGCUAGGUGAACUGGAGGCAGACUACGAUGGUCAUCCGGUGGAGAUUCGGCUAGAUGCACCGGUGCAGCAGUUUGCCUGCGGACCGGAGUCCACGCUGGUUUUGACCGCCAGUGGGAACCUCUUUCUCACCGGCCACCUGAACGAGUUCGUCUUUCCGCGCUUCACCGAGCUGCAGAAAAAUCUGCCGCCCACCGAGGCAAUCACCUUCAUGCACAUUUCCAAGACCAGCGAAGUGUACAUAGUGACCAAUGCGGGCAGCAUCUAUCGCAGCUUCGAGUCGCUGCGGAACAAAAGUCUGGUCUUCCAACGUUUUUAUGACUACGACUGCGAGGAAAACGGACCCAUCGGGAAGCUCCUUAAGGGAUUCUCCUUCUAUGCGGUUCUUAGUAAGGCCAACAAGUUCUUCACUACGUUCUCGGAGAGCGGCCAUCAUUUGAAGACCUUCCGUGAAAUUUCCAAAUUUAAGAACCUGCGACUAUUGGACAUCGCAGUGGGGGAUCAACACGUUCUGGUGCAGGGCAUUCCGCGCUCCUCGAUGUCGUCUGCAUCUGUAAAUGGAUCGGCUGAAUCACAUCGCUACGUGAGCCGUAGUCUUGCGUUGCAACAGGCGGAUGCAAAUGGAAACAAAGAAGAGGUCAGGACUCACAGCGGAAGAAGCCUGAACAAACAACAGGGCUUGGAGGAAACCGAGGAUCAAUCAAUGGCGACUACUGUGGGAGGCUUGGCAGCAGGAGCCGGUACAGCGGCGGCCAUGGAGGCAGUGAAGCAUUUAAUUAAUGGGGAGAAACAAGAUUUAACGCGUUACCAGGACAUGAAUGCAAAUAUCGAGAGUGGGGAGCUGAUGCUUAAAGAAAACCAGGAGCCAAUGGGUAAUGAUGAAAUGGAUCUAAAUUUAAAUAUUUCUGAAGAAAAAGAAGCUAAUCAAAUUGAGGAGCGGACUAGAUCUGGAAAUAAAAAUGACAGCGGCGCAGAUCAAGAAAAAUCAGAUAGUCCGAAGACAGCUGGAAUGGAGCCAACGGCACCUGUUGAGUCUCCCGUAAUACCAUCGGAUAAAGAAGAAUCAUCAAUAAAACCAAACGAUUCCCCUGUGAAAACAAAAAGCUCACCAGCAAAAACCAAUGAAUCUUCUAUGAAAUCAAACUCAAGUCAACACAACUCUCCUGUCAAGCCCAUGGAACCGAUGCAAAAGCUACCCACUCCUCCUAUACAUACACCCACCCCUCCCAAUUCCCCCACUGAAUCUUUAAGAUCGAAUAGAUCUGCGCACGAUAUGCAACUAGUUGAUCCCAAGACGAAAAUGCCAGGCAGCCAGGAAACGUUUUUGCGCCCACGCACUCCAUAUCCGGAGAGUAGUAAUUCAAGCACACCUCAGACGAUAAAAAAGACACCUAUACGAAACUUUUCAUACGAAUCUGCCAUGAACCAUGACCAUCUGGAGAGGACUUCUCCCGAAUUGGUCUCUAGUCUGGAGACAGUGGAGGAAGUACCUACGGCCAAAAUUCACGUGAACACACCAACACCACCCUCGGAAGACGACGAACACCUGGCCGUGGAAAUAACCACAACAAAGGACUCAACGGACAGCAGCAAAGUGAUCAACGAAAUACGCUUCAUAAACGAUGGAGUGGAUGUGACGUCCAAGGUAGAGGAACAAAUGCCAGACACACCCCUGGAGAGCUCCGUGGAGGAUCUGGAAUCUGAUGGAGAGCAAAUAAUGCAGCAUGUGGUGGAACAAGUUGACAACAUUUUGACAAACUCUGAAGAGUCAGCGUCUAAAGCCGGCGAAGAAGCUUUGGAUGUCAUGGACUCCACGCGUAACUCCAUUCAAACAGCGGUGAGAAAUGCAGCAAAUGAAGCUCGUGAUGCAAUGGAGGCUGUAGGCGAACGAAUGGCUACUGGAGCUCGAGGAGCCGUGGAUACCGUUGGCGGAGCAGUAGGAGCGGCGAGUAAAGGAGCCCAGCGGAUAGCUAGCGAUGCAAUGCAUGCAGUGGAGCAGGCGGGUAGUAAUGCAGUCAAAGCAGCCUCGGAAACCAAGGAUUCUAUGGGCAGGGCCAUGGACUCGGUGACCAGCAAGAUCUCUACCGAAGUACAGGGCGCCAAGGAAAACAUCUCUUCAUUGUUUCAGAUAAAAGCGGCCAGGGAAGCUGAUCCACAGACCACACCAUACUCCACACCUCGCGGCGAAGAUGACUUGUCAUUCAAAGAGGGGGCACCAAAGACGACUACAACGUUGGGUUCCAACGAGGAGGAUGAACGAACAACGGCCUCUGUAAACUCAAACCAUGGCAAUGGGAAUGGCAACAUUUUCGAGCCCAGCAACCCCUUUGAGGAUCCGCUGGAUGCGGUGGUAGAGCGCAGUAAGAAGGCUAUGCAGGAGGACAUACGGGCCAUGCAACUGAGGGCUAAUUCCCAUGUGCAAGCUGUUGCCCAGCAGAAAGAGGAAGACGCUAAGGGAUUUGUGCAGCAGGUGAUGGACAGGCUCUCGUGUCGUAACGAAAAGGCGGUCAGGAUUGAAGAUGAACUGCGCCCGCCGGCUGGAAGUCACAACAAAAACACAAACAAAGUCAACAGCGAGCUGAGCUUAACCAAUGGACAGGCACAUGGCGAUCAGUCGCAGGCGUCGAGGGUCUGCACGAUUUUAUAAAACUUGCACCAGC
Molecule: messenger RNA, 3357 nt
Organism: Drosophila santomea
Lineage: Eukaryota; Metazoa; Arthropoda; Insecta; Diptera; Drosophilidae
Exons: 5
Coding region: 72-3344 (1090 amino acids)
Cellular component (GO): cytoplasm
Molecular function (GO): guanyl-nucleotide exchange factor activity
Source: RefSeq, a predicted model, not a curated record